AUGGCUGCCAGUGCUAUUGUCUACACAACUAAACAAACUCUGACGGUCUCUGAGGUCAUCGAGGUUUUGGAGGUGCUGUUAAUAUUUGUGUAUCUCAGUUUGAUAGUGCUGUAUCUCCUGCCGCGCUGCUUCACACCUGGAGAAGCUCUUCUCAUUAUGGGAGGAAUCAGUUUCAUAGUUAACCAGCUCAUUAAACGCUCUCUGAAUCUGACUGAGGUCAAAGGGCUGAUCUACGACCGACAGUUGCUCCAUGUGGCAUCUGUGGGUUGUCUCGCAGUGUUUCUGUUCCUGGAAUAUGUGCGUUAUUUCCGUAUACAGCCACUAGGGCAGCUUCUGCGGCAGUUGCUUACAUUAUUCCUGGACGAGAGGGACUCCGGGCCUCUCAUCCUCACACACAUCUAUCUGCUGAUGGGGAUGUCUCUGCCUGUGUGGCUGUUCCCAGGGCCCUGUGCUCCUAAAGGGGUCCUCUCUGGUGCCGGAGGUCUGGUGCCUUAUGCCGGGGUGCUGGCGGUGGGGGUUGGAGACACUGUGGCCUCGGUGUUCGGCAGCACCAUGGGGGAGAUCCAAUGGCCUGGCACAAAGAAAACCAUGGAGGGAACGGCAACGUCAGUGUUUGCACAGAUCAUUGCUGUUGCUUUGUUUCUUAUCUUUGAUGGGAAUAUUAAUCUAAACUCUACUUACUCAUGGAUUGUUGGGUCCAUCACUCUGGUGGCCAUGCUCGAAGCCUACACAUCGCAAAUCGACAACCUCCUCCUGCCACUGUACCUCUUCAUCCUGCUGUUGCUUUAA
Knipowitschia caucasica is the source of this 789-nucleotide messenger RNA. The record is from the annotation of a GenBank genome assembly. NCBI's taxonomy places the organism in Eukaryota, Metazoa, Chordata, Actinopteri, Gobiiformes, Gobiidae.